AUGAAGGGAAGAUUUUGUUGUUUCAUGCUAGCUCUGCAACUAGUGAGUUGGGUUUCUACAGCAAGAACAAUACCUCCAGGUCCAGAACUGGCUCCACAAUCUUCUCCAUAUACUCGAGAACCAAAACAGGAUUUGAUAUCAGAGACUGUGAGAGAAAAAUAUAUUACACGAGUUAGCAAAAUAGGGUCAACCCCACCAAUUUGUGAGCAUAAGUGUAAUGGAUGUACGCCAUGCGAAGCCAUUCAAGUGCCCAGCACCAGUAGGCAACACAACCAUGUGGGAAUCCAAUACGCAAAUUAUGAGCCAGAGAGCUGGAAAUGCAAGUGUGGCCCUUCUACCUACAGCCCCUGA
Neltuma alba is the source of this 351-nucleotide messenger RNA. RefSeq names its product EPIDERMAL PATTERNING FACTOR-like protein 3. The record is from RefSeq and is a predicted model, not a curated record. NCBI's taxonomy places the organism in Eukaryota, Viridiplantae, Streptophyta, Magnoliopsida, Fabales, Fabaceae. The transcript is spliced from 3 exons. Gene Ontology annotation, biological process: guard cell differentiation; stomatal complex development. The coding region runs from base 1 to 351 and encodes 116 amino acids.